This is a messenger RNA of Andrographis paniculata, 924 nucleotides long. RefSeq lists its product as uncharacterized. The transcript has a single exon. Bases 174 to 857 code for a protein of 227 amino acids. The record is from RefSeq and is a predicted model, not a curated record. NCBI's taxonomy places the organism in Eukaryota, Viridiplantae, Streptophyta, Magnoliopsida, Lamiales, Acanthaceae.
UGAUGUCUGACGUACUCUGCCCCAGGUCUGUACCACCAUCAUUACGACUGUAGAAAGGAAGGGAGAAGUAAAAAACCCCUUCACUGUUAUCACUCUCCUCUUCACCUCUUCCGAACAUCUCCUGUGAAAUCAAAACGAUCGUUUACUCAGCUCGACCAUUUACGUGCACCUCCAUGGAGACCAACACCGCUGUCAUCCCGUUUGAUGGAUCUGCUCCGCCGCUGGCCAUGGACCCAUCUUCCAAUGUUACUCCGGUGGUGCGCCCCUUUGUCUCCACCGUCGCCGAGGGGGCCCCCACACUGAAUUUCUUGCAACAUAAUCGCCGCCUUGCCAUACACGACGGAGCUUUCAACGCCGCUCGUCUCUGGGAUGGCAUCAAAACCAAUCUCCUAGAUCCCAAGGACGAGUUUCGUACCUGGUAUUCAAGGGUAGAGAAAAGCUUUGGGAAGCAAUGGAAGCAGCAGGGGCUGGACAAGGCUAUUUUGUUGUCCUGCCAAAGCUUCAAUAUUCAAGAAACAUUCAUUCUGGCCAUAGCCGCUUUCUGGGACCAUGAGGUCAGUGCGUUUCUACUGCCCGCUGGACCGAUCGGCCCGACCCUGAUGGACGUCUCCAUGAUCGCCCACCUCCCGAUUGUGGGGGAAGACCCAGUGGUCGGAACUCUAAAUGGUCAGGAACCAGCAGCCGACCACCCCGGAUGGGGGAUAAAAACGCCCCCACGCAACAGGGUAGUGGCCUGGGGAUCUUUCGUAAAGCUACACUGCGGGGCGAAAGAUACUCCAGUGACCGACGAGGAACACGUUGCCUUUUUACUAUAUUGGCUCUGCAGGUAUGUAUUUCUUUUCCGAAUUUGGUCUUGAUUCUUACUGCACAACCCUCUUAUGCGUCUAUGUUCUAAUCAUAACAGAUAUGUGAUCUGUCCUUCGU